AUGGGUAACUUCGAUCCUAAAGUGUUAUAUUCAGCCAAGACCAGUGAUAUCCUCAAGACCUAUGCCCAUUCACUUGAGGACCUGAUGCACAGCCAUAAGCGUCUUUCAGAACAGAGAGAAUUGAAGCAUACUGAGGGAUCUUUGAUGAUCUUUGACAUGGAGAACCUUGGAGUACAUCAUCUAUGGAAACCUGGUAUUGAUAUCUUCCUCAAGAUGGCUGUCCUAGCUGAGCAGCAUUAUCCUGAGCUCAUCCAUUGUAUGUACAUCAUUCGUGCACCUAUGGUAUUCCCGGUCGCUUACACCAUCUUCAAACCAUUCCUACAAGAGGAGACAAGGAAGAAACUACACGUUUUAGGAAAUAACUGGAAGGAAGUUUUGUUGAAGCAGAUAGACCCCGAUCAGCUGCCGGUUUACUGGGGAGGAACCAAGACAGAUCCUGAUGGAAACGAGAUGUGUAUUUCACUGAUCAGGACUGGAGGCAAGAUUCCCACCUCUUUCUACCUAAAAGACCGGGAGCCGCCCCACACAUGGGCUACCCACCAGGUAUCUAGGGCAGGAGUCGUGGAAUUCGAGUACCAGGUUACAAAGCCCAACAGUGUAUUGAGGUACGAAUUCCAGACAGAUUGCAACGACAUCAAAUUCGGCUUUCAUCUCGUGGACUCGAAGGGUAAGAAGACGGCCAUUUUGAAACUGGAGAAAUACAACAGUCACAUGGUACCUGAGAACGGUGAAGUCUUGAUAACCAAACCCGGCAAAUGUGUGGUCACAUUUGACAACAGUCACAGCUGGAUCCAAUCAAAAAAGCUCUCCUAUUGGCUGGAGCUCCUGGAACCCAGUGACGUCAUAGACAUGAAGCAAGAAUAGCGGGAUUGAUAGACCUAGAGGAGACAUCUGCAUAUGUAGGCAAUAAAAUAAUAAAACAAUAAACCUACUUUUCAAAAUUCUGUAGCACAUGAGCCUUGAAUACCUUAGGAUCUUGAAUGAAAAAUAUGAUUUCAACUGAUUGUAUCAAUAAUUAAACUUCCCUAUCGUUUCCAGUUGAUCAUUUCUCUUCCGAGUUUAAGUACAUUUACACAAGCGUU
Molecule: messenger RNA, 1082 nt
Organism: Strongylocentrotus purpuratus (purple sea urchin)
Lineage: Eukaryota; Metazoa; Echinodermata; Echinoidea; Camarodonta; Strongylocentrotidae
Product: SEC14-like protein 2
Exons: 8
Coding region: 1-864 (287 amino acids)
Cellular component (GO): cytoplasm
Source: RefSeq, a predicted model, not a curated record